CGGUAACUGAAUUUAGAACAGUGUAAUGAGGAGCUUCUAAAGCUUCUGAAUUCAGUCGACUAAAUUCAGCAAAGUGUAAUAAGCCUUUUAACCAUAUACGAUGUCGGUGAGAAUUGAAAAAAUCACGGAGCCCCUAACACUGGGGGAAGGGCCCCACUGGGAUGAACGUCAGCAAGCGCUAUACUUUGUGAGCAUCCAAGAUAAAACUAUACACAAAUAUGUACCAACAACUGAAAAACAUACAAAAACCAGUUUAGAUGGGAGGGUUGGCUUCAUAUUACCAGUGGAAGGUACAACAGACCAAUUUGUAGUGGGAGUCGAACGCAAGUUCCUUUUGAUACAGUGGGAUGGAGAGGACGGCAGUAAAGUUGCUGUAUUAAAGGAAUUAGGAGAAGUAGACAAAGACAGACCUAAUAACAGGAUUAAUGAUGGCAAAGCAGAUCCUCGUGGGAGGUUGUUUGCUGGAACUAUGGGUCAUGAAGAUCCUCCAGGUAACUUUGAGAGAAACAAAGCCUCUCUUUACAAAUUGGAUUCAGCUAAAGAUGGGAAAUUAGAGAAGAUUAUCGAAACUGUGUCAUUAUCAAACGGCCUUGCUUGGGACUUGAAGGAAAAGGCAUUUUAUUACACAGAUUCCAUGCAGUUUUCGAUAACGAAAUUUGAUUAUGAUGUAGAUACUGGAGAAAUAUCCAACCCCAGAAACAUAUUUGACUUUAAACAGCGCGGUCUACAAGGCAUUCCGGACGGUACAACCAUCGACACCGACGGCAACCUUUGGGUGGCCGUGUUUGGAGGCUCAUGCGUGCUCAAGAUCAAUCCUAAAAAUGGAGAAAUCCUACAAAAAUUAGCAAUUCCCGCCGAACAAGUAACUUCGGCGACUUUCGGGGGCCCAAAUCUGGAUAUUUUAUUUGUAACUUCUGCUUGUUGUAAUGUUGGUAAGGAGCAGCUCCCACCCUCCGGAGCUACUUUUAUGGUCACCGGGCUGGGAGUGAAAGGGCUUCCCAAUGUCAGUGUCAGAUUGUGAACAACAUGAUUGACAUUGCAAAGAUAAAUAACAAAGAUUACAUACAUCAUAAAGAUAAAAAAUAAUAUAUUGAAGUUGUAGGUAUUUAUUAUGAAAUUUUAGUGUUUUGGAAAAAAUUGUAUUGAAAUAUUUUUGUACACUUUAUUUUGAUAUGUUUGAUAUUUUGAUAUGCAUAAGCA
Bombyx mandarina (wild silkworm) is the source of this 1200-nucleotide messenger RNA. RefSeq names its product regucalcin. NCBI's taxonomy places the organism in Eukaryota, Metazoa, Arthropoda, Insecta, Lepidoptera, Bombycidae. Gene Ontology annotation, biological process: L-ascorbic acid biosynthetic process. Gene Ontology annotation, molecular function: gluconolactonase activity; calcium ion binding; enzyme regulator activity. The record is from RefSeq and is a predicted model, not a curated record.